This is a messenger RNA of Ilex paraguariensis (yerba mate), 393 nucleotides long. The record is from the annotation of a GenBank genome assembly. Lineage: Eukaryota; Viridiplantae; Streptophyta; Magnoliopsida; Aquifoliales; Aquifoliaceae.
AUGGCUCGGAGCGUCACAUACAUGACAGGCUCUCAGCUGCUAUCUCUCAAGCGUCAUCCAAACAUAGCUGUUAUUGAUGUCAGGGAUGAUGAGAGGAGUUAUGAUGGGCAUAUAGCUGGAUCACUUCACUUUGCGAGCGAUACCUUCAGUGACAAAAUGCCCAGUUUAAUUCAAGCUGUCCAAGGGAAAGAUACCAUUGUUUUUCACUGCGCUCUGAGCCAGGUUCGUGGCCCCAAAUGUGCGCGAAGAUUUUCUGAAUAUCUUACUGAAAUGAAAGAACAUGCGGGAAUAAAGAAUAUAAUGGUCUUGGAACGUGGCUAUAAUGGCUGGGAAGCCUCGGGUAGACCUGUUUGUCGCUGCUCUGAUAUUCCCUGUAAGGGUGACAGUUCAUAG